Molecule: messenger RNA, 3375 nt
Organism: Malania oleifera
Lineage: Eukaryota; Viridiplantae; Streptophyta; Magnoliopsida; Santalales; Ximeniaceae
Product: receptor-like protein kinase 7
Exons: 2
Coding region: 243-3218 (991 amino acids)
Biological process (GO): protein phosphorylation
Molecular function (GO): protein kinase activity; ATP binding; receptor serine/threonine kinase binding
Source: RefSeq, a predicted model, not a curated record
GUAUAACAAAAUAUUUUUAUUUCUGCUCUUCAAAAAUAAUUGUACGAAAAAAAAUUCCGGCCAACAGUUUUCCCCACGAGUCAUACUCAUACGUAGGUUGUGAAAUAAAUCAUGGGUCUACAUCUGGGAUCGAGUGUGAACGCCCGCCUUUCAGUUAAAAUGACACUCUCUUUGGUCUCCCUUAUACUAAUAUCUCAUUAGAAUACCUCGAAAGGGUGUCCUCUCUUCACCGCCUGCCCGACAUGUCGACGGCUGUUUCUUCCCGGCUAAGCUAUUCUGUGCUCGGUUUCUUCUUCUCCUCUCUUUCUCUGUUAAUCCUCUGCAUCAAAGCUGACGCCGGUGAGCUCCAAAUAUUAUUGAACUUGAAAACCGCGCUACAGAAAUCCAACCCAGGGGUGUUCGAAUCAUGGGUAUCGACGAAUUCCGUGUGCGAUUUCACAGGAAUAACCUGCAAUUCAGACGGAGCCGUGAAAGAAAUUGAACUCUCAAAACGGGGAUUAUCGGGAGCUCUCCCAAUCGAUUCAAUAUGCCAGCUCAAAUCUCUGGAGAAGCUCUCACUCGGGUUCAACGAUUUCAGCGGAAACAUUUCGGAUGGUUUGAACAAUUGUGCAGGGUUACGGUACUUGGAUCUCGGGAACAAUUUUUUUACCGGACCGUUUCCGGAUAUAUCUUCCCUGAAAGAAUUGGAGUACUUGUAUUUGAAUAUGAGUGCAUUUUCCGGUACUUUCCCGUGGAAAUCUCUCAAUAACAUCACGGGUCUUGUGCAAUUGAGCGUCGGUGACAAUCCGUUCCAGCGAACUCCAUUUCCAGGGGAGGUUUUGAAGCUUUACAAAUUGGAUUGGCUUUAUCUAACCAACUGCAGCCUCGAAGGGAAAGUUCCAAUGGGACUCGGAAAUCUUACAGGGCUGAAAAAUUUGGAGUUCUCCGGCAAUUAUUUAUCAGGGGAAAUUCCGGCGGAUAUUGUGAAGCUACGAAACCUCUGGCAGUUCGAGCUCUACGAUAAUUAUUUCACCGGGAAACUUCCGGUUGGGUUCGGAAACCUUAUCAAUCUCGAGAAUUUUGAUGCUUCGGACAACAGUCUCGAAGGUGAUCUUUCCGAGCUGAGGCUGUUGACUAAUCUGGUUUCUCUACAAUUGUUUGAAAAUGAGUUCACCGGAGAAGUACCGCAAGAGCUCGGGGACUUCCGGAGACUUGUGAACCUAUCUCUGUACGCGAACAAGCUGACAGGUUCGCUUCCUCAGAAGCUUGGGUCGUGGACGGACUUUAAUUUCAUCGACGUGUCGGAGAACGCGCUGACGGGCUCGAUUCCGCCGGAUAUGUGCAAGCGCGGUAAGAUGAAGGAAUUUCUGAUGCUUCAGAACAAACUCACCGGCGAAAUUCCGGAAAGCUAUGCGAACUGCUCGACGUUGACUCGAUUUCGGGUCAACAACAACUCGCUUUCCGGGGUUGUGCCGGCUGGGAUUUGGGCCUUGCCCCGGGUGACCAUAAUUGACGUCAGAUUGAACCAACUCGAAGGUUCAAUUACGCCCGCCGUCGCGAAUGCCAAAUCUCUGGCGCAACUUUUCGUUGGAAACAAUCGAUUAUCCGGUGAAUUGCCACCAGAGAUAUCCAAAGCGUCCUCUCUGAUUGCAAUUGAUCUGAGUGACAAUCAAUUUUCCGGCGAAAUCCCGAGCACAAUCGGCGACCUGAAACAUCUGGGCAGUCUCCAUUUGCAGAACAACAUGUUCUCUGGUUCAUUGCCGAACACAUUAGGAUCUUGCGAUUCUCUUUCCGACAUAAACAUAGGCCACAAUUCCCUUUCCGGCGUAAUACCAUCCUCACUUGGGUCUCUCCCUACUCUGAAUUCCUUGAACUUAUCGGGAAACAAACUCUCCGGUCAAAUCCCGGCGAGUCUCUCAUCUCUGGGUCUAAGCCUGCUCGAUCUAUCCAACAACAAAUUGACCGGCCGCAUACCUCCAUCUCUGUCAAUCGAAGCCUACAACGGCAGCUUUGCCGGGAACCCUGGUCUCUGCCUCCCGACCGUCAGUUCCUUCCGGCCGUGUUCAUCCGAUUCCGGUGUCUCCAAACGGUAUCGCACACUCAUUGCUUGCUUCGCCGCCGGUCUAGCAAUCCUAUUAGUUUUACUCGGAUACUUCGUCCACUCCAAGAGAACCCAAAAGAACCACAACGCGGACCGUUCACUGAAGGAAGACUCCUGGGACGUGAAAUCCUUCCAGGUUCUGAGCUUCACGGAGGACGAGAUUCUCGAUUCCAUCAAGCAAGAGAACCUCAUCGGCAAGGGGGGCUCCGGCAACGUGUACAGAGUCGUGCUCGGCGACGGGAAGGAACUCGCCGUGAAACACAUAUGGAACUCCGACCCCGGGUGCCGUAGCCGGAGCCGGAGUAGUUCUCCGAUGCUGAAGAAGCGCGCCGGGAGAUCGCGAGAAUUCGACGCCGAGGUGGAGACGCUGAGCUCGGUGCGGCACGUGAACUUAGUGAAGCUGUACUGUAGCAUUACCAGCGAAGAUUCGAGUCUGCUGGUGUACGAGUACCUGCCGAACGGGAGCUUGUGGGACCUGCUGCACACGUGUGGGAAGACGGAGCUGGACUGGGAGAGCCGGUACGAAAUCGCGCUGGGAGCCGCGAAAGGGUUAGAAUAUUUACAUCACGGUUGCGAGAGGCCCGUGAUCCACAGGGAUGUCAAAUCCAGCAACAUUCUCUUGGACGAGUUCUUGAAGCCCAGAAUUGCGGAUUUUGGGCUCGCUAAGAUUGUCCAGUCCAAUGCCGCCAGGGACUCCACCCAUGUCAUCGCGGGAACCCCUGGCUAUUUUGCUCCUGAAUAUGGAUAUACGCUCAAGGUGAAUGAGAAGAGCGAUGUAUACAGCUUCGGGGUGGUUCUAAUGGAGCUAGUGACCGGGAAGAGGCCGAUAGAGGCGGAGUUCGGCGAGAGCAAGGACAUAGUGAACUGGGUUUGCAGCAAGCUGAAAAGUAGAGACAGCGUGUUAACUCUCGUGGACCAAAGAAUUCUACAAGGUUUCAAGCAGGAAGCCACCAAAGUAUUGAGAAUUUCAAUUCUGUGCACGGCGAGGCUGCCGGAGCAGAGGCCUACGAUGAGGGCUGUGGUUCAACUCUUGGAGGAGGCAGAGCCAUGCAGAUUGGUCAGCAUUGUAGUCGGGAAAGAUGGUGAAUUGAAGGAAAAUGAAGUGAAGAGAUAUGAGGAGUUUGAUCCCAGGAUUUGAGCUUCCAAGAUUGAUGCAAAUAAGGCAUUGUCAUUUGUCACCCGCAGGGGCUGAGAGUCUGAGAGUGAGAACUUGUAAAAUAUUAGCUUCCACAUUGAGUGUGUUUGUAAGUUGUGUGUUAGUGGAGAAUAGAUUGGUAACUAGAUCUCCUUCUCUA